AUGACCUGUUCUCCAUAUCUUGCAAUUCAGGUAAUACUUCAAUUGGUUGCGGACAAAAAGGCUGAUUACCCUUUGGCAGCUGCAGUUUUUGCGAACGACACCUAUGUGGAUGAUUUAUUCUUUUGUGGAAUUGAUAAGCCUUCCACUCUUGUUUUAAGAGAUCAGCUUAUUCAAUUGGCUUCCUCUGGUGGUUUUCGCUUACGUAAGUGGUUUAGCAAUUGCUCUGAUCUACUCUCAGGUUUGGAUGAAUCGGAGCACGGUUUAGCGAUGGAGAUCCCCUUUGAUGAUUCUUAUUCCGGAUUCAAAGUUCUUGGGAUUUUAUGGAAUCCUUCAGACGAUGCAUUUCGCUUUCACACUUCGGAGUUGGUUCAUGAAAAUGCUACUAAACGAUCAUUGCUUUCAACUGUUGCCAGGUUGUAUGAUCCUAUGGGAUGGCUGGCUCCAGUUAUUAUUAUUGCGGAAAUUCUACUACAAAAACUCUGGUUAAGAAAACUUGAAUGGGAUCAACCGCUGCCCCCUGACCUUGCUCAGGAAUGGCAUGAAUUUUGCUCUAAAUUACCUGCCUUGUCGAGUAUUUCAAUUCCAAGAUGGACUUCUCAAGGUGCAGAUACUCAGUCGAUUCAGAUACAUGGGUUUUCCGACGCAUCCCGCCUAGCUUAUGCUGCUGCUGUAUAUUUGCGCAUCGUUUCCGAAUCCGGCCAAAUCUUCGUUAAACUUCUCAUAGCUAAAACCAAGGUUGCACCGAUUAAAACAGUGAGCAUUCCGAACCUUGAAUUAUGUGCCGAAUUAUCGCGAGCAUGA
Molecule: messenger RNA, 801 nt
Organism: Belonocnema kinseyi
Lineage: Eukaryota; Metazoa; Arthropoda; Insecta; Hymenoptera; Cynipidae
Exons: 1
Coding region: 1-801 (266 amino acids)
Source: RefSeq, a predicted model, not a curated record